UCCGGUUGCCGAGGCCGAGGCCGCGGUCGGGACAGCGGGCCAGGGUAGGCCAUGGCCGUCAGUCAGCUGGAGCCCGGCGCCGUCGCCGAGCGGCCAUUGCACGGCUCUCUGGUCACCUCCAACCUGAGUGUCCCGCUUGGCACCGCUGACGGUCCCCGCGGCUGCGAGAAUGGCGCCCUGAUGGGCAACUUCGGCAUGUUCAUCCAAGGCUUACUCGGAGUGGUGGCCUUCAGCCUGCUGAUGCUGAAACGUUUUCGAGAACCAAAGUAUGAGAGGCGACCGUGGAAGAUAUGGUUUUUAGAUACCUCAAAGCAGGCUAUUGGCAUGCUGUUUAUCCACUUUGCCAACGUCUACUUGUCCGACUUGACUGAAGAGGACCCAUGUUCAUUGUAUCUAAUUAAUUUUCUUCUGGAUGCCACUCUUGGUAUGCUCCUGAUCUAUGCUGGAGUGCGAACUGUAGGUGUCCUAGUUGAAUGCCAACAUUGGGAUUCUCUUCGUUUUGGAGAGUAUGGAGACCCACUGGAAUGCAGUGCCUGGAUUGGACAGUGCGCACUUUACUUACUGAUUAUGAUGUUGGAGAAGACUGUGGUGAUUAUCGUGCUGCUUUUACCUCAGUGGAGGAAGGUGGCUCUACUUAAUCCAAUCCAGAAUCCGCAGUUGGAGCUGGCUAUUGUGAUGCUGAUUGUCCCUUUUUUUGUCAAUGCAUUAAUGUUUUGGGUGGUGGAUAAUUUUCUAAUGAGGAAAGGCAAAACUAAAGCUAAACUGGAAGAAGAAGGUGGCGAGGAUGAUUCUAGAAGUAGCAACAAAGUUAGAUACAGAAGAGCAGCAUCACACGAGGAGUCUGAGUCUGAGAUUCUCAUUUCGCCAGAUGAUGAGUUGGACGAAUCUGAAGGAGAUGAAGACUUGAGGAGAUUGGCAAACGUAAAGGCCGUUAAGAAGAAGUUGCGGUUUGGGGUUCUCCCAGUAUGACCCAGAAUGACCACAGACCGCUAGUCCUUGGAGUUAUGAGGAGAAUCAUGCCAAUGCAGACGGAAUAUUUUCCUUGCUGCAAACUACACUGUGAAAGUGAGCUUUGUACAAUAUGUGGAGCAGCACCGGGAUCGGAAAGAAGAUUAGGGCGAGGCUGAGGUGCUUUGUGCUUGUGGUCUCAGCUCCCCUCUUUGCACUGAUACCAAACAUUCCUGAUCAAUGUUACCUAUUAUUUGCACAUGGAUGAUGUUCAGGGCCGUUGGGUGCAGGAGAACAGAUUUCUUUCAGCACGUCAAGUUUUGAUCCCUUGUUGUAAGUUAUUAAAUAUGUCGCUCAGUCUGUUUGUACCUUUAAUAUAUUGACCAAAAACUCUGAAUUUUCAACUCUGAAAGUCGACAAAUAACAACUCUUUUUUUUCAGCACAACAUGAUUGCGUUGGAGAUCUGUUAACACGUGACAAAUUGGCAAUUACCAAAUUGAAAAUGCUGGAACAACAGAUGGAAGGGCAAGAAUCUAGCACCUUAAUUUUAACCUCAUUGAUCCAAUUUUCCCUUCUUGCCCUGUAUCCUCCAUCCAUUCUCACACCUUCUUCCCCGCUCACUCAUUUUUUCAUCUCUCUGCUCCCCGCCCCUCCCUCCUGUUGUCUUUUCAAACUUGCCCACCCAUUUGGACCAUAUCCUUUUGUCUCUCCUUUUUAAACAUGUAUGUUAGCAGUUGAGAUUAUUUUGCUUUAUUUGUGAAGUGUUUCACAUCUCCGAUGGGUAGGAGGCUAGUCAGUUGCAACAAUUCUCACAUUGGUGGAAAAAAAUAAUUACAGGACAAUUGCCCAUCACUGUCUGACACUUGAAAUGUUCUCAUGUAAUUCAAAUAAGUGAAGAAGGGUCCCUACCCACAACAUCGCCUAUUCAUUCCCUCCACAGAUGCUGCCUGGCAUUUUAUGUUUGACUCAAAAUUGCAACAUCUGCAGUUCCGUGUUUCUCUGUUCUCAAGUAAUUCCCUGGUUCUACUUCAUCACCUGCUUCAACAGAACAAAUAUAUUUCAAUUCAUUGGUGACAGUUUAUUGAAGCUUCUUGUUCAAUAUUAAGAUCUGAAUGUGUAUGAUUUUCAUUUGAAAAAAACUUUGACAGAAACAUUCCUAUCUACAUUUUGUGUGGGAGAUUUGGGAGGUACAACUGUUGCACAGUUCAAAUGACAAUUAAGAUGGUGUUGAGACACCUUUUAGAAUGGAGAUUGUACUACCUGGUUUAUACGUGUCCUGAGUGAGUUUUAUGGGAUAAUGUAAGAGAGCAGAUAUCUGAAUCUAAUCUGUGUUGACCCUGCCCUUGGAGUAGUUGAUGAUGUUGCUGGGCACAUGAAUUGAUAAAUAUUCCAUUCCCAUCAUUGAUGUCACUCACCUUCAGAAUAUUACUUUACUUGUACAUAGAAAGAGAAUUUCAACAAGACCGUUAUUUCUGGUAAAGUAUAAUGAUUUUGAUAAUGAAUGGUUUGAACAAAUUGUAUUCAUUAGCUUAUUAACAACUGUAUUGCAUUUGAGGAGGACAGGUCUGUGGAUUGCAGUGUGCACCCUUUAUACUGAAUCUGUUACCAACUACUUAUUCUGCACUGAAUGAUCUCCCACCACUCCCCAUUGCCAGACUUGAAAUAAACCUUAAUGAACUAGAAUAUAUUUUUCAUGUAAGUGAAAAAUUAACAUAGCACAUUGAAAAGCACAGCACGGGAAAAGGCCCUUCGGCUCGCAAUGUUUGUGCAGAACAUGAUGCCUACUUAAACCAAUCUCCUCUACCUGCAUAUUCUCCAUUACCCUCCAUUACCUGCAUAUCCAUUUGCCUAUCUAGUCUCUUAAAUGGCACUGUUGCACCAGCACCCUUUGGAAGUGAGUUCCAGGCGUCCACCACUGUGUGUAAAACAAACUUACCCCCUCUGAUCUUGAACCUACGCCCUCUUGUUUUUGACAUUUGCACCAUGGGCGAAAGAUUCUGACUGUCAAACCCUUUCUAUGCCUCUCAUUUUGUAUACUUCGAUGAGCUCUCCCCUCAAUCUUUUAUACUAUAAAAAAAACAAUCCAAGUUUGUCCAACCUUUUCUUAUAGAUUAUACCCUCUAAUCCAGGCAGCAUUCUGGAAAACCUACUGUGCAGUCACUUCAAAGCCUCCAUAUUCUUCCUGCAAUGGGGCAACCACAACUGCACACAAUACUCAACACGUUUUCAAAAUAGUAAACUGAAGCUUUCACUUGAAUUUAAAUUAUUGAUGUAAUUUGGAGGUUGAAUGGUAGAAGGACAUCAGGUUUACCUAUUUGGAAUUGCGGUUGAAACUAAAGCUGUGUAUCAAAGACAAGCUGCUGCUGCUGAGCCAAGUUAGAGAUGAUUUGUGGCUCUUUCUCAAGUUUUAGGGUCACAGAACAAAUUGGCAAAGACACAGGCCCUUCAGCCCACUAGUCCAGGCCAACCGAGGGAUUGUUGCCGUGUGUAUUGGAAGGAGGAUUCUAUGGUCCAAGGGAGGGCGGAGGGAAUACUGGGGAGGGAGGAGACUGGAUAAGAGCAAUUAUGAAAGCAAAAGCUGGUGAUGGGGAGAUAGAAGAUUGAUUUUGGGGGAAAUGAAGGGAAUGUAGCAGAGAUGGGAGAGGAUCAGGGAAUGACAAUACAGGCUUUAUAGGAGAAGUUUGAUGUGAAGGAGGGAGGUUGAAGUGGGAGGAAGAACAGGCACUGCAGAGCUGCUGCGCAGAUAACUGAAGAAACAGUGUUGAAUGGAGUUGCUGUGCAGUUGUGGAGAGUUAGGUCAGCAGUGGUGCGGGUGGAGAUGGGAUGAGCUCAGAGGUGGAGUGAUAGGGGUUUGAUUGGAAACUACGUUGUGCAUAGUUAGGACUGCUAACAAUGUGUUUGAUCCAUUUCAUAGUUCCUUAAACAUAGAAGGAGGCCCUUCAGCACAUUGAAUCUUUGCCACAAAAAGCUGGAGUAACUCAGCCGGACAGGCAGCAUCUCUGGACCUUCUCUCCAGAGAUGCUGCCUGUCCUGCUGAGUUACUCCAGCUUUUUGUGUCUAUCUUCAGUUUAAACCAGCAGUUAUCUGCAGUUCCUUCCUAUACAUUGAAUCUUUGCCAGUUCAGCGGUCUCAUUCCUUCACUAAUUUACCUGUAACCUGUUCUCCCAAUAUCACCAUCAACUUCCCUUAGAUUCCGCAACACAUGGAGCAAUUUGCAGUGGUCUCCUAGACCCUCCUAGGAGCAAGAAGAACAUGCGAGCACCACAUAGACAACACUGAACCAAGGUCACUGACGCUAUCAGGCAGCAGCUUCACUAGCUGCACACAACACUGCACAACCACUUUCCUUAUGUAACCAAUUUUGGUUGUUCACUAAUAAAAUGGAGAGUUGUUCAUUUUACUAGUGAAAGCUAAAAUUGUUAGAGAACAUAUCCUGGUGUUUGCAUUUUUCAAUAUUGCAAUAAACUAAGCAGCAAAGUAAUCUAUUAUUUUGGCGGGGUUUACAUUUAAAUCUGUAGUUAUUAUUUACUUUGGUAUUUCAUAGUAUGACCUGCUUGAACAAUAAGAUAAUACUAAUUUUCACUAUGUUCUCUCUCCAUAUAGGUGUAAAUUAACAAAACAUUGCCCUGGAUUAUUACUGAUCUUAAAGCUGUCCUUUAGCUGAAUUUUAAGUUUGAGAAUUUGAGAAGGUGAUAUAGACUUGAAUUGUUUUAAAGUGAAUAUGAGGUACAUACUAUUUUCUUUAGAAAUGUCUUCUAAUUAUUUAAAAUUGUACAAUCUCCAUGUACCAGUUCUCAGCAUAGCGACAGAUCUUUUCCAAACUGAUCAGUUGAAGUAGAGCAAACUAAGAGUUGGAAUUGCAUGAAGUCGCUACAGCUCUGUUGCAGUCAUUGCCAGGGUACCAAUCAAUGCUAUUCUCAGCUGUUCUCAAUCUAUCUCAUGUAGCAGAAUGUUAGACUACACAUCAGAGGGUCCUCACUCCAGUGGCAUGUUUUCUCCCCACAGUUUGUGUACCAGUCACUUUUGGGGAUAUUAUUGUGGGCAGAUGCAUCUGACCCGUAGUUUAUGGACUGCAAGUUGACGUGGGUUUUCUCAUCAUUGUUCUCACUACCAACCUGACCCCAGCCUGGCAGAGCUCAGCCAGUCAUGUUACUGAGCCACUCCUUGUAAUGAACACUGAAGUUCCUCACUCAGUUUAUGUCCCAUGCCUUGCUAUUCAUAAUUCUUCUAAGUUGCACCAAUUAUGGAAGAGUUGCUUGCUCAUCAGUUGAGCAAGGAUAAUAGUUAGUCAUAAGCAGGAUUCAUUGCCCUUGUUUGAUCUGGAGAGUGAAUUGGUAUGUAUAGGUCCAGCAGGCCAACACACACCCUCUAGCUUAGUCACAUCCUACACUAUGCUGACCAGAACUGCACACAAUAUUCCACGUGCCGUCUCACUCUCAUCUCGUACAAUUGUAACGUUGCCCUGACUCUUGUACUCGGUGCCCUGACCAAUGAAGACAAGUGUGCCAAACACCUUCUUCACCACCUAUGUUGCCAGUUUCAGGCAACCAUGACGGGCACUGCCUGACUUGCAUAAUAGACAAACUUAUGUAAGCAAGUCUUGAAGCCCACUGUUUUAUUUUCAAGUUGCAAGUCUCGGGAGCAAAGGGCUACUGCCGUCGCAUGCGGCCAUUUCCGCAAGUUAUUUAGUCGGCUGUUCUUGCGGAUGCUCCCAUGUGGUCUCUGCGUUGAGAAGUACAUUUAUGCGUGUGAAGUAGCACUUCCAUUUCCCACUUGGGAUGCAACCCUUAGUGAGUUGGGGAGCAUCUAUACUUGCAUCCCUCGGGUUCUGUUCUACAACAUGUUCUAGGGACCUGACAUUCAGUGUAUAUCCUGCUCUGGUUUAACUUCCAAAAACUUCAUCUGCCAUUCCCUCCGCCUACUUUCCCAACCAAUCCUGUAUAGACUUUCAGUUCAGUAAAUUGUGUUUUGUGCUUCCUUUCCAUAGAUGAGAUUAGCAGGUAAACAAAUAUUGGAGGUAUACUUUAUGCAAGAUUAUGCCUCAAAUUUAGGCAGCAUUUUUAUCUUAUUGAAGGAUUUAACAACAGCUGUUAAAGGCUGUCGGUGUAAUUGGUAACAGAAUGGCCACAACAGGUAUAACUGGAUUUAGAUGUUUUAUUGCUUGGUACUAAUAUAUUCAAUUGGGUCGUCCGUCAUUCCUCUAGUAUGGUUUAUAUACUGCAGAAACUCCUGAAUCAGUGAAACACUUCAGAAGAAUCAGCAAAAUGCCACUUUGGCAAUCAGGAAGAGUUAAUUAUAUUUGAAAAUGUCUGGGAGUUGAGUAUAAGCUGUAUGUACCUUGUAUUUUACUUUAUAUUAAAGUAUUGGGAAUUUCAGAACUA
This is a messenger RNA of Amblyraja radiata (thorny skate), 6330 nucleotides long. RefSeq names its product STIM activating enhance (gene stimate). Gene Ontology annotation, biological process: activation of store-operated calcium channel activity. Bases 52 to 969 code for a protein of 305 amino acids. Gene Ontology annotation, molecular function: calcium channel regulator activity. The record is from RefSeq and is a predicted model, not a curated record. The transcript is spliced from 8 exons. Lineage: Eukaryota; Metazoa; Chordata; Chondrichthyes; Rajiformes; Rajidae. Gene Ontology annotation, cellular component: cortical endoplasmic reticulum; membrane.